This is a messenger RNA of Cannabis sativa, 1302 nucleotides long. Its product is annotated as NADH dehydrogenase [ubiquinone] flavoprotein 2, mitochondrial. The transcript is spliced from 10 exons. Gene Ontology annotation, molecular function: NADH dehydrogenase activity. Lineage: Eukaryota; Viridiplantae; Streptophyta; Magnoliopsida; Rosales; Cannabaceae. Bases 249 to 1004 code for a protein of 251 amino acids. The record is from RefSeq and is a predicted model, not a curated record. Gene Ontology annotation, biological process: mitochondrial electron transport, NADH to ubiquinone.
UGUGAAUUUGGAAUGUUAAUCAAUGCAGGACCAUAAACCCCAAUAUAAAUGCGAAGCAGAAGAUCAGUCGAUCAGAACAGGGUAGAUCCAACGGUCUUAAAUCAUCCACGUGUUCUAGAUCUCCGCCAUAGCCUAGUCUCAACACAAUAAGCCCCGAAUCCCCCACCCCCUCUCUUGAGUCCUCUCUCUCUUUCUCUUUUCAUCUUCUUCUCAACUGGGUCGGGUCUUGUCUGGUUUGCUCCGUCAAAAUGCUGGCUCGGCUCGCUGCCAAUCGCCUCCAUGAGAUCCGUCAGAUUUUCCGUCAGCCAUCGCGAUCCUUCUCUACUGCCCUAAAUUAUCAUAUUGACUCCCCAGACAACAAACCUGACCUACCAUGGGAGUUCAGUGCUGCAAACAAAGAGAAGGCUAAGGAGAUAAUCUCACACUAUCCGUCCAACUACAAGCAAUCCGCUGUUAUUCCCUUGCUAGAUCUUGCACAGCAACAGCAUGGAGGAUGGUUACCCGUUUCAGCAAUGGAUGCAGUAGCUAAGGUUAUAGAAGUUGCUCCUAUCCGUGUAUAUGAAGUUGCUACAUUUUAUUCUAUGUUUAAUCGUGCAAAGGUGGGUAAGUACCAUCUUUUGGUCUGUGGCACAACACCAUGCAUGAUCCGUGGUUCACGAGAUAUUGAAGAUGCCUUACUGAAGCAUUUAGGAGUGAAGCGGAAUGAAGUAACUAAGGAUGGAUUAUUUUCUGUUGGAGAAAUGGAAUGCAUGGGUUGCUGUGUAAAUGCUCCCAUGAUCACUGUGGCAGACUACUCCAAUGGAUCUGAAGGAUAUACUUAUAACUAUUUUGAAGAUGUUACUCCAAAGAAAGUUGUAGAGAUAGUUGAAAAGUUGAGAAAGGGCGAGAAGCCACCGCAUGGCACUCAAAAUCCAGGACGAACUAAAUGUGGACCAGAAGGAGGAAACACAACUUUGUUAAGUGAGCCCAAACCUCCUCCAUGCCGAGACCUCGAUGCCUGUUAAAUUUAUAGCACAUGGUGUCAUCAAUAAACAUAAAGCUUGGGACAUUUUCAGGCUUUCUUUCUGUUGUCCGUCAGUAUUGUUAAAUUUUCUCUGCUGAUCAGCAAUUGUUUUGUAUUUCGAUAACCCCUGUAUGGUUUCUGGUGGUCGGAUAUGCCACACAAUUCCAUUUUUGAAUCAAGCUAUGAACUUUAUAUUGAUACCAUAUUGGUGAGACCUCCACAUAAAGAAUGUUUUCAUGGUCAUCUUGUAAGAUCGCUACAUAAAGUCUUUAUAAACUAUUUCCCAUUGCUGAGAACGA